CAGAGCACAGCGGCGGCGCAUUACUACACCUCAAUCUGCGGUCGGUUGGUCAGUCACUCGCUCACUCACUCACUCAUACACACGCACAAGAACAGAUCCUGCGUUUAUACGCCAACAAAUAAAACAAAACCAGCUCUCUGCAGUUGAUUUUACACACAUUAAUCGGACGGGCAUUACUUAACGAUGGCAGAUCAGCUGACCGAGGAACAGAUUGCCGUAUACUGUUGGUAGAAUGCAAAUUUUCUUUAUGCAUGGAGUGCCAAGAUGACCUACUUGCCAAAGAGUGCAAAGAGGAGUUCAAGGAGGCGUUCUCACUCUUCGACAAAGAUGGCGAUGGCACCAUUACCACCAAAGAGUUGGGCACAGUGAUGCGCUCAUUGGGUCAGAACCCCACUGAGGCUGAGCUCCAGGACAUGAUCAACGAGGUCGACGCUGAUGGCAAUGGAACUAUAGACUUCCCAGAGUUCCUAACCAUGAUGGCGAGGAAAAUGAAGGACACGGACAGUGAAGAGGAAAUACGAGAAGCUUUCAGAGUCUUUGACAAGGAUGGAAACGGCUACAUCAGUGCAGCCGAGCUCCGUCACGUCAUGACCAAUCUGGGCGAGAAGUUGACAGAUGAGGAAGUGGAUGAGAUGAUCCGAGAGGCAGAUAUCGAUGGAGACGGUCAAGUCAACUAUGAAGAGUUUGUCCAGAUGAUGACUGCAAAGUGAAGGAUUGUCUUAUCCUGUAUCUCUCUUUCUCUCUUACAUUGCUUGUCCUACUAAGAUCACUCUGUCUUUAAAAAGAAAAAAAAUCUAAAGUUUACUUCAGAGAGUAUUGGAAUGUCAAAUUCUGUGAUCUCUUACCAAAAAAACAAACAAAACAAAAUUUAGAAGCAAUUUGUGAAAUAUACUAGCAGAAUUGUCCCAGCAGAAGUGAAUGGACCAAGCAUAACUGCAUGAGCCCUUUUGGAGCAAACGUCUCCAGACCUGACAAAAAUUUUGAGGACAGAACGUCACUUUAGUCGCACACGAGUUGAAGUCCAUGCCUAGAACGGCAGCGUUUAAAAUGCAGAGGACAUCUCCUUUCAUGAGUGUUCUUUCAUCGCUCCAAAAUAGAGUAAAUAAAAAAAAAAAAAAAAAACUAUAAUAAUAAUGCUAAAACAUUGUGGUAAUUAGUCCAGGGUCACAGUGCUGCCUUUAAUACAAACUGAGCGAAACUUUUGCGUGUGAUCCCUGUGGUGAAGCCAUGCUUUUGUGUAUUGCCUUCUCCUUUUAAAGACUCCAAACGGAACGGAAACUGGAUGCUUAUGAAGACGUACAUAUUGUAAAAACCCGACGUCAUACUCAUAAUCUGCGGUUUAAUGGCGCCGUACGACUUGAAGAGUGUCUUUAUGGGCUAUAAGCCAUGUACUUGGUUGCCAGUGGUUCUCGUCAGCUGGUUUAAACCUUUAUUUUUAAUGUGGGUUUUGUCUCUGAUGACUUCAAACUUUGUGGGAGCGUUGAGAUGCAAAGUAUGUACAGCAGAAUGGAAAUGUGACAGAAUAACGCAAAUAGCAUAACUGUAAAAAUUAUAUAGUUGCAUAGAUAAUCAGUGUUAUGCUUUAUAAAUGUACUGUUCUGCAAUAUUAACGUCUGGUAAACUUUGCAUUGCUUAUUGUUAUUCUAGUUAGGUCUGUGACUUUUGUUUGAUCCAUGGUCUUGAAAUGUGCCAUAAUACUCGUAAACCUCAACUUUCUUGCAAGAGGUCUUGUAGUCAACUAAGAAGUAUGUUACCAAUCUAUGAAUAUACACACACAAAUAUAUAUAUAUAUUUGCACUUUGGUGUAGAUUAUACAUUCAACCACAGAAGAGGAACCUGCUGCUGCUGCUUUUACGGCUCAUAUGUCUCCUGCUCUUGUGGGUUUGUCACACCUCUUGUUGUCAAGUGCUCCAAAUUUCAUUUGCGCACCGCUUGCAAGACGACCGAUAAAGGUGAAACUGUCGAACAGGGGUUAUUUUGAGGGGGGGAUAGACGAUGUAUUGAAUUGUGUCGCUAGUAAGACCAUGAAGGGCUUGUUAUUGGUCUCAUAAUUGUUUUUUUCUAGCCAAACCGUAUUACUCUUGUGGAAGAGCUUUACAUAGCAUAUCUUACUCUUUUCUGGACUGUCUUGAGAGUUUCGUGUUGGCAGGGUUAGAAAAUGAGCGACAGGACGUGGGAAUACUCAACUUGUGAAAUCUGUAUGGAUAAUAUGUGAAGUAUGUAUCAGUGUUUUCCAAUAAAAAUAAAUGUAUAUGUUUAUGCAUACA
Messenger RNA from Ctenopharyngodon idella (grass carp), 2267 nucleotides. RefSeq names its product calmodulin 3a (phosphorylase kinase, delta) (gene calm3a). Gene Ontology annotation, molecular function: calcium ion binding; enzyme regulator activity. The coding region runs from base 252 to 710 and encodes 152 amino acids. The record is from RefSeq and is a predicted model, not a curated record. The transcript is spliced from 7 exons. NCBI's taxonomy places the organism in Eukaryota, Metazoa, Chordata, Actinopteri, Cypriniformes, Xenocyprididae.